AUGAAUAGUGCUGCAGAAUCUGGACUAAGGUCAAGAAAUAUUGGUAAGAGAAAUUCUCGUCGUAAUCGAGUUCAUUAUCAUCACGAGCCAAAGUAUUCACUACCAAUUCAUAUCACCCAAAAGUCAUGUGCUAAAGAAAAAUUUUUUCCACCACCUAUUUUGCAUACAAAAAUUCAUCAACUAGAUGCUAAUUCACUGAACGUUUCUGGUGUUCUCGAAAAAGAAGAAAAGAGUAAAUCGCCGUCACUGCUAAAAGAUUUGGCAAACAAAAAGCUGUCUUCUACAAAGAUUCCUGUAUUAUUUGCGAAUCAGAAAUGCUCACCUGCAUUAGUAUGCUUAAGAGGGAAAGUAUCAUCAGUCUCAAGUGCUUCAUCUGGGGUUGGUUCUGUUUCCGAAGAUGACUAUGAGAUAGAUAUGGAGAAGUCAGAAACUAGUGAGCAGCAGUCAGCAAAAAAGGUUAAUUCUGAAGAAGUUUCAAUUCGGAAAGAGCCAGCCGAGCACUUCGAGAAGCGGAAAACGAAAAGUUUAGACUGCAGUGUUGAGUGUGAAAGUUACACAAAUACGGGGCCCUUCGAAACGGUCUUCGAAGUGGAAGAGGGCGCUAAUAAUUGCGCACUUGAUCAGUCAGAAGAAGUCUCCCACUGUGCUAGGGAACCAUCAUUGCAGCGUAAGAAAAAGCACAAGUUCUCCUUGGUGAGGUCUUUUCAGAAAAUGCGUGAUCGAGCUCUUUCCUUGCCUGCAAUCAGUGUCGCUAAACUGUCUAGAAGUAAGUGUGUUUAA
Messenger RNA from Thelazia callipaeda (thelaziosis nematode), 780 nucleotides. Lineage: Eukaryota; Metazoa; Nematoda; Chromadorea; Rhabditida; Thelaziidae. The record is from the annotation of a GenBank genome assembly.